CACAUAUCCAAAUUAAAGAAAGGAAAAAUAAAAGCUUUUGUUUUGUUUGACAGCAAGUUGAUGAGUAAAAAACGCUGUCAUAUUCUGCUUCUACGUGUUCUUGAAAUCCUCUUUUACCACAACCUCUACUACUACUACCGGCGUUGGCAUAAUGCCAUAACAGAACAGCACUUAAGCAGCACAAAUGGGCUUUUAAGUAAAUGAGCCCAACGGGCUUAUUGAAUACUUGUUUAGGCAAUAAGUGCACUUUAACAGUCUGUAAUGUCAGAAUCAAAUAAAAAAAAAAAGAAGUAACGGACGGCGAUGGCGAUCGAAAAAGCGAUUUAGAUCUCGUCAUGAUUCGUGGAUGGGAUCCUGGGAUUCUGGAUCAGAGAUGGGAUUGGGGCCCUAAGAAUUUCGUUUGGAGUUUUGUGGUGGGAGGAUCACAAAGAGAUAUUACGGUCAAAUGGUUUUUCAAGGUUUCUGGGCAACUAAAUCGGGAUUGGAUGAUUACGAGAUUUGCGGUGAUCGCGAUUCUCUCUUCGUAUCAAAGCGAGAUGCGAUUGCUGAUAGGGGAGAUUCCGGUUCGGGAAGGUGUACAGGGGUGGUUUUCUUGCAGCAGUGAUAUGCAAAUUCAAGCCCUUGGCGUCAUAUUACUUAACCAAUGGUCGUUUUCACAAGGUAUUGAUAAUUGGACGAUGGGUCAUGUGUGUAUAGGUCAUUUAUAUGGGUUUUGCUGUUUUUGGGUUCGUUGUUGUUUUUCCUUUGAUUUUUCAAAGGGUUUUCUUGGCUUUUUGGUUUAUAAUCGGUCUGGGAUAAGGCUGAGCUCAUUUAAUAAAACUUGUUUCCAAUAUUUACACACAAGCACUCAGGUAGUGGUCGAUGCUAUUUCAGCUGGUUUUAAGCUCUCCUUGUUCGUCUGUUUUCUGAUUCACUUUAAGCUAAUGAGAGGCUGUCUUUUGUUUGGGAUUUGGCCUUACAAUAUUGAUGGACAGGAGUUGAUAAUAGAUGUUAGAUUAUGGUUGAUGGUGUCUUUGUUUUUAAAAUUUUAUGACUGGAAUAUAAGAUGCUUUUCUCUUAAUUGGUUUCAAGGUAACUGUAGUGCUUUGAGUUGUUUCAGUUGGUCUUUAAAGCUCUUGUUUUAUCCCAUUACAAGGCUGCUAUAUGUGGUUUGGUUUUCUUCUUUUUGUAAGAUUGACUUGUCUAGGCUGUAUAUGGUUAGCGGGAUUUUUCUUGAGGAUCACCCACCUUUUCGCUGUCACUUUGGCCUAUGUAUUUCAAAUCCUUUGGUGAUGUGGAACCUUCAUCGUGGGUCUAGAGAAAAAUGUGCCGCUAUGGUAUUAAGAUGGUUUUUUAACUUUUAUCCAUUUUGUAUCAUCUCACUUUGGUUUGUGGUUCCUGAGUUUAUAUGGAACAGGAGUGCUAUGGAGCGUUAUGAUGAUAUCUUAAGGUUACUAGCUCUUACAAUGACAAGGUCUCAGACAACAAUUAAGGUGCUUUCAGUGAAGAUCCAAGAAAGAAAAUGGUUACAUUGGUACUUUGGUUAUGGUUAUGAUUUUGGUGAUGGUCAGGUUUUAUUUUGGAAUGUUCCAGUGAGCUUAGCCUCCUGGUUUGUGGGAAGGAUGAAGCAGGUCUUUAAAUGCAUACAUGGCCUUCUAAAUGUUUUUGUCUAUUCUCGCUUAUUUUUCUCUUAUAUUUUCGGUGUAUUAUUAUGGGACUACGAUUCGCAAGGUAGUUUUUACGAUAAUAUGAAGUUAAAAUCAGUGUUGUGAAUCCUUACAUUUAGUUAUGAGUACGACAUGG
This is a messenger RNA of Eruca vesicaria subsp. sativa (arugula), 1782 nucleotides long. NCBI's taxonomy places the organism in Eukaryota, Viridiplantae, Streptophyta, Magnoliopsida, Brassicales, Brassicaceae. The record is from the annotation of a GenBank genome assembly.